UCGAAAGGAGGAAACAUUGAGGAAAUAGACGGGUACAACGACAGACCUUUUACUUAAAACAAUUUGCACAACCCUUCGCUCAAAAUGUCGAAAUCGUCUGUACUAAAAAUAAAAAGCGUCAACACAGUGAAGGUGGAGAACUUCCGCCAGUCUCUUUAUCAACAGGCAGAUUAUCUGUUUUCCAACUACAUCCCGUUGAAGAUCUCUCAGCUGGACAACCUGCUGAAGGAGGAUGAUCUCAACAUCCCAGACCUGUCCACUCUCCAAGCCCCUCUGGACAUCCCCAUACCAGACCCCCCCACUGCAGAGGAUGAGGAAAUGGAGACUGACAAGAAUGAUGAUGAUGAUAAGAAGAAGAAGAAGAAAGCUCCAAGCUGUGGCUUCAUCAAAGGGAAUGAGAAGAUUGUGAAGCUGCUGGACAGAGUGAAACCAGAGAUCCUAGCACUGAGGGAGUCUGUCAUUACAGUGUCCUGCUGGAUUCAGCAUCUCAUCCCCCAAAUAGAGGAUGGGAAUGACUUUGGCGUUGCAAUCCAGGAGAAAAUCUUGGAAAGAAUCGCAGCAGUGAAGACAAAAGUGGACGGCUUCCACACCAACAUUAACAAGUAUUUUUCCGAGAGGGGUGAUGCGGUGGCUAAAGCCUCCAAGUUAACGCAUGUGAUGGACUACCGCGCUCUGGUCCAUGAGAAGGAUGAGGCUGUCUACUCUGAGAUCAGAGUCAUCCUCCUGGACAUCCGUGGCUUCUAUGCGGAACUGUACGACAUCAUCAGCAAGAACCUGGAAAAAGUUACCAAUCCGAAAGGAGAAGAGAAGCCCUCAAUGUACUGAGAUGCAUGAAAGGAGGAGGAAGUAGCCUGGUCUCAGAUCUCGUUGUACUGUUUCCUACUCCAUUGCUGACAAGGAUUUGGCAUGUUAGCACAGACUGGUACCCAGGUGAGGAAGAGGAAUGAGAGAGAGAAUAGUGGGGUUGAAUUAUUUUCUACAUUUUAGUCA
Molecule: messenger RNA, 990 nt
Organism: Coregonus clupeaformis (lake whitefish)
Lineage: Eukaryota; Metazoa; Chordata; Actinopteri; Salmoniformes; Salmonidae
Product: proteasome activator complex subunit 2
Exons: 11
Coding region: 85-825 (246 amino acids)
Biological process (GO): positive regulation of endopeptidase activity; regulation of proteasomal protein catabolic process; regulation of G1/S transition of mitotic cell cycle
Cellular component (GO): cytoplasm; nucleoplasm; proteasome activator complex
Molecular function (GO): endopeptidase activator activity
Source: RefSeq, a predicted model, not a curated record